CGGGAUAGCAUCCGGGUCCCCCGCGGCAGCGGCGAGCGGCGGCGCGCAGCCCGGCAGGCCCCUUCGCGGCCGCUGUUUCUCUCCAAGGCGGCACUCCCCCCCUCUCCCCGAUCGGCGCCAUGGCGAUGCAAGCGGCCAAGCGAGCUAACAUCCGGCUGCCCCCGGAGGUCAAUCGGAUCCUUUAUAUUCGGAACCUGCCGUAUAAAAUCACAGCGGAGGAAAUGUAUGAUAUUUUUGGGAAAUACGGACCUAUUCGACAAAUCAGAGUUGGAAACACUCCUGAAACUAGAGGAACAGCCUAUGUGGUCUAUGAAGACAUCUUUGAUGCCAAAAACGCUUGUGACCACCUGUCGGGAUUCAAUGUGUGCAACAGAUACCUUGUCGUUUUGUACUAUAAUGCAAACAGGGCAUUCCAAAAGAUGGACACAAAGAAGAAAGAGGAACAGCUUAAGCUUCUCAAGGAAAAAUACGGAAUUAAUACAGACCCACCAAAAUAAACUGAUCUUUUGGGAAAACUCUUUCCAAGCCCUGCUGUUGAGUUCAGCUCUUUUGAAGCCCUGCAACUGAGUUCUUGAACUAAACAUGGGAAUUCUCCAUGAAGUAUAACUUUUUUUAAAAAAAAUUGAUAAGCUGUAAUUUGAGUCUUUAGGUUUUCAUGUUAGAAUUAAAUGUAAAACAUCGGAAGAUCUGCUUUAAGAUUAAAUCCCCCUAAAUGGA
Falco peregrinus (peregrine falcon) is the source of this 717-nucleotide messenger RNA. It is a transcript of the gene SF3B6, whose product is annotated as splicing factor 3b subunit 6. Lineage: Eukaryota; Metazoa; Chordata; Aves; Falconiformes; Falconidae. Gene Ontology annotation, cellular component: nucleus; ribonucleoprotein complex; cytoplasm. Bases 120 to 497 code for a protein of 125 amino acids. Gene Ontology annotation, molecular function: mRNA binding. The record is from RefSeq and is a predicted model, not a curated record. The transcript has 4 exons.